This is a messenger RNA of Epinephelus moara (kelp grouper), 8450 nucleotides long. RefSeq names its product mucin-5AC-like. Bases 586 to 3762 code for a protein of 1058 amino acids. The record is from RefSeq and is a predicted model, not a curated record. NCBI's taxonomy places the organism in Eukaryota, Metazoa, Chordata, Actinopteri, Perciformes, Serranidae. The transcript has 6 exons.
AUGCUGCUCUGUCUUCUCCCCGUCCAUUUACCAGGCGGAGGAACGCGCAUCUCUUGAACGAGCCUUCGCAGCUCGGAGGUCGGAGAUGGGAGGUCGGAGCUGGGAGGUGGGAGGUGAGAAUUGGUAAGGACGACACGAUAGCUAUACGGCUAGUAGUGUCCGAGAUGUGACUUGGUGAGCAGUUGCGCGUGAAGCAACGCAACACUUUGUCGUCUCGCUACCUUUUAAAAAACCACGCUGCCGGGCUUUUGCUAGUUUGGAAUAAGGUGAAGAGGAUGCGGAGACUGUGAAAGCAGAGACGGUGCAGGGUCAUAGGUCACGGUGCUGCAGUGCCUUUCCACCCUCUUUUGCCAGCUGACUGGGAGUAGCCAUAGCAGUGGGAACUGUUUUUUUUUUUCGAACUAAUGUGCAGCUGAUGACACCUCUCUACCUCAUCACACUCCAGAUUGCUGUUGAAACAACCAUUUAUUCUGCGUCCAUGAGAGAAACGUACACAAAAUACUGGACAUGCUGUAGCUCAUAGUGAGGGUCAUUGGGGCCAGCUUGGAUCCAAAGGAGUUCCAAAAGUUCCAGAUACCCUCUGCCAUGGCCUUCUCAAGUGAUCACAACUUCACUGGAAAUUUGGAAGGGCAGGGUGAGAAUGGCUUCCCCUCUGCACCAUCACUUGUGGAUGAGCAAAAUCUCAGUGCUGACUUUGAGCCCGCCCCAGUUGAGCCUUUAUGUCCAGGGGAGCCCCAAAACAUGAUGCCAGCUACAACCCAACAAGCCAUGCCUGGUAACAGUCAGCAGAUAGGCCACUACAUUGGCAUGGAGUCACAGAAUGCUAUGGAGCAGGCAUUUUCUGGUCCUGGGGGCAUGGGUGGUGGAGGUGGUGGCAUAGUUGUAGACCAGCAUGGCCAGUACCCAAAUGCUAGUAUGAGCCAAGCAGCUAAUACGCUGUUCUUCAACCAAGACCAGAAUGGAAAUAUGUUCUACCCCUAUCAAUCAUAUCUAUACAACCACAACCAGCAACUUUGUGUUUUACAACAACAAACACAGCAGCAACAGCACUGCCCAAAUCAGCUGUUAAACCAGCACCAGCAUCACCAACUUUUCCCACAGGCUUUGCAGCAUCAGCAGCAUCCUAAUCUCUCCUUUGACCGGAGAGGUCAAUCUCAGAGCCAAAAGCAAAGUCGCCUUUAUCGACAGCAGGUUCAGAACCAACUAACUGCACAAGGAUCAAAGUUGCGUUCAAGGGCUAAGCAAAAAAAGACUUAUGUGGAUAGUCAAAAUGCUUCUUUGAAUGGGACUUGCUUGCAACCACAGCAGCAGGGCAGCUACCAGUUGACCAGGCCAGAUCUAGCCUUCUCUGGAUCAAGAUUGAGGGACUCUCAAUCAUGCUUUACUGUACAUUCAUCAUCUGUGCCUCAUUCUCUGCCGCUCAGUGCCACUGUAGGUUCUACCAAAGCUUGCCAACCUGCACAGGACCCUUCCUACCCUGGAGGCCCAAAAAUACCCAGUCACAGUCAGCAGCCAUUGUUCACAACCUCAGUGUCUGUUCCCGCCACCAGCACUGCAUCCCUCACUUCUACAGCACCCACCCACUCAGGGACGGUAGGCCAGUUUCCAUCCACAGUCAGUCCUACCAAAGCUGGCCAACCUGCUCAGUACCCUCCCUACCUUGGAGACGCAGAAAUACCCAGUCACAAUCAGCAGCCAUUGUUCACAACCUCAGUGUCUGUUCCCGCCACCAGCACUGCAUCCCUCACUUCUACAGCACCCACCCACUCACGGACGGUAGGCCAGUUUCCAUCCACAGUCAGUCCUACCAAAGCUUGCCAACCUGCUCAGUACCCUCCCUACCCUGGAGACGCAGAAAUACCUAGUCACAGUCAGCAGCCAUUGUUCACAACCUCAGUGUCUCUUCCCGCCACCAGCACUGCAUCCCUCACUUCUACAGCACCCACCCACUCAGGGACGGUAGGCCAGUUUCCAUCCACAGUCAGUUCUACCAAAGCUUGCCAACCUGCUCAGGACCCUUCCUACCCCGGAGACCCCAAAAUACCUAGUCACAGUCAACAGCCUUUGUUCACAACCGCAGUGCCUGUUUCCACCACCAGCACUGCACCCCUCACUUCUACAGCACCCACCCACUCAGGGACUGGAGGCCAGUUUCCAUCCACAGUCAGUCCUACCAAAGCUUGCCAACCUGCUCAGGACGCUCCCUACCCUGGAGACCCAGAAAUAACCAGUCACAGUCAGCAGCCAUUGUUCACAACCUCAGUGUCUGUUCCCACCACCAGCACUGCAACCUUCACUUCUACAGUUCCCAGCCUCCCAGGGACGGAAGGCCAGUUAGAGGAAAAUCUUCUCCAGACCCUAUGUUGCUCUGGAGUAUCCCAAGCCAACUCCAGCAUGGCCAGCCCACUGAGACCUCAAAGCUACGGGGCCAGUCUUUCCUUGGAAGACCUCCUGCAAUCAGAUGAGGAAGACUUGGGGUUCCUGGGACAUCCUGAUCUUCUGGCUGACCUACUGCCACAGCUGAAGGCUCCUCCCAGCCAACAGGAUGCAUCUGAGUACUCCUGUGUCCAGUCCAGCCAGGAGAGUGGGCAUGAGCACAGGACAUCGCCUGUUGGGUACAAGGUAGAAAAGUUGGAGUGUUCGACUUCUGAUGGGAAGUCGGACUGUCCAACUUCCCAGUCGGAAGUUGCUACCGGAACGACCCCUGAAGUUGGAGGAACAUCACCAAACUCCGCCUCACAACCCAAGAUGCCUGCUCCGUAUCCCAGUCUUGCUCUUGAGGAGAACAUUAACAUGUUUUUGGAAUCCCUGGAGAACACCCCAUAUACUUCUGACUGCGCAAAGAUCACAGAAAACCUGGUUAAAACCGGAGACACCAUAACAGACAGCUGCAAGGAGAUUGCCAAUCCUGCACCCUGCCCGUCACCAUCAGGUGUGCCAACCAAUCACAUAUUCAGCAAAGUGCAAACGCUGUUCAUAAUUAGCCAAGUGCAACAGCACAUUACGUCUGAAGGACUUGGUCUCCCUAAGAACCUGGUAGAAUUGAAUGAACGGCUGAAAUCUCCCAAAGGCAGUAAAAAGGAAUUCUGGAUGGACUUAACAGAAAAGUUGAAAAGUGAGUUCAGACAAGCGUUCAGCUAUGAGAAGGUAAACAGGAAAUGGAACACUCUGGUCGAAGGAUACAAAAAAGUGAAAGGCAAUAAUAAAUUAACAGAAAAAGGAACACGCUUCAAAUUUUAUGCAGAAAUGGAUGCACUUAUGGAUCAAAAUGAUGAACAAAAUGAAGUGGACCCUCUUAUCAGGACAUCAGAGGAGCUGCAGGUGUGCAGGCCUGAGGCCCUGGGAUGUUGCAGCAGUGUCACAGCAUUCGCUGAAACUACACUUAGCCAAGCUACACCAAGACAACUUGCUGCUAAACGUAAGCCAGAACCCUCUGCCACACCUGCGCCAAAACCCUCUGUCACACCUGCACCAAAACCCUCCGUCACACCUGCACCAAAACCAUCUGCCACACCUGCACCAAAACCCUCUGCCACACCUGCACCAAAACCCUUUGCCACACCUGCGCCAGAACCCUCUGCCACACCUAUGCCUCCUUGCAAACGUAAAAAGUGGGAGGAUGAGGAAAAGAUGUCCUUGCGAGAGUUUGAUGAAAACUGUCAACGGCGCCAUGAGGAAGUUAUGCACAUGCUAAACCGUCAACUGGACGUUCAAAAGAUGAAGAUACAGCUUUUGUACAUGAUGUAUUCACAGCGGCGUUAAAAGCUGUACAGUGUCCAAGCUCUUGCACAAUUUUUUACCUUUUUGUUUUUUAGUUCAUUUAAGAAGGGACAGUGCAAAUGAACAAAUACACAUGGUAUAAAAAUGCCAGAAUUAGCCAAAAGGCUAUUUUUCAUUCGUAGUCCCUUGGCCAAGAUGUUACACGAGGCUACCUUAAAUACAACAAAACACAAAAAAGCAAACCACAAAAAAAAAGUGAGAAAAAGGAAAAAAAAGAAGAAAGAAAACGACAUACAAUAUAAAAGACCGUCCUGUUAAUUAUUUACUUUAUGUUUGUCUUUUUUUUUACUUUUUUUAAAACAUUUUUUUAUACAGUUUGCACAAAAAUAGCACUUUUUGCACAUUGUGUCUAACUGUCUAUUAAUUGUAAAUUGUAAAAAAAAAAUCUUCAACAGGCUCCGGCUGUGACACCUCAAACACGGCAGGGAGGUCAAGUUGAGUGGCCUUUGGUGAGGCCUAGCUGACAGCCUGUCAGUCAGAGUGGCUACACCCUUAAUUAUGCAGAACUUAAAGCCUUAAUAACAUUUAAAGGGGAUCGUUAUAAAAAAUAUUCACCCCUUGCAUAGUUCAAUCAAUCAAUCAAACUUUAUUCAUAUAGCACUUUUUGUACAAACAGAAUGUAGCACAAAGUGCUUUACACACACACACACACACACACACACACACACACACACUCACACAAAAAGAUUAAUUCAGAGACUCUAAUGGUAAGGACCGAACAGUAGAAGACUACUAUAAAAACGGUAACUGAGGAAACGCUAUCAUAAGUAAGGAAACACCAGAGGCAGGAUAAAGCAGAGCGGAUUGCUGACAGCUAUCACAGAGCUGUCAAUCAGACUGGAGCGCAGUCUGUGUUUCUCCUGGGGGAUUUUAAUCGCUGUGACCCGACCUGGAGCAAUAUGAAACCACUACGGCCAGAAUGAACAAUAUACUGGACCUGUGCUAUGGGAAUAUCCCAAAUGCAUAUGUAUCAAAGCCCCGCCCCCCUCUCGGCCGGUCAGAUCACAACGUCAUCCUGCUACUACCAAAAUACAGAUCACAACUUAAAACGAGUGAGACAACAACAAAAACCAUUAAAGUCUGGAAUAAUGAAGCAACCGAAACACUCAGGUUGCUUUGAACUCACUGACUAGGACUUGUUUUUCAGUGACUGUGGUAGGGAUUUGAAUUCACUGACAGAAGUACUGACCUCCUACAUUUUAUUCUGUGAGGACACUGUCACUCCCACCAAAAAAAUAACCAUCUAUCCUAAUAAUAAAAUAUGGUUUACCAAAGACAUGAACCUCUGCCUAGCCCAGAAGAAAAGAGCAUUUCUUCAGGGGGACAAGCAGAAGGUGAGGGAACUGGAGAGGGAGUUCAGGAGACAAACAGACCCUGCCUCUUUUGCAGAAGAGCUGAACACCUUCUUCAGUAGGUUUAACCAAAACAAAGCAUCAGAUAGCUUUAGCUGCCAGACUCUGACCAACAAUCAAGCCCCUGCUGUUGAUGAGCAGCUGGUAACCUCCAUCUUACAGAGAGUAAACCCACACAGAGCCUCUGGCGCUGACAGGCUCAGGGGCUCAAAGGCUGCGCUGCACAGUUGGGUGCAGUCAUCACCAGACUGUUUCAGCAUCUUCUGGACUCUGGUUGUGUUCCCAGACAGUGGACAGAGUCCUCAAUAAUUCCCAUCCCAAAAAAGGCACAUGCAAAGGACACUAAAGACUUCAGGCCCGUGGCCCUCACAUCAGUGCUUUGCAAGUGCAUGGAGAGAGUUGUGGCGACUUAAUGUCAAAUAUGCUGCCUGAAAAACUGGAUCCCCUCCAGUUUGCCUAUAGGGCAAAACGAGGUGUAGAGGACACAAGCCUUAUUUACGAUCUUAUUUAUGGACUUCUCCUCUGCUUUUAACACUGUAAACACUGACACUCUGCUGCACUGGACCUCCAGAUCCACCCAACUUGGAUUUUAUGGAUAAAGGACUUUCUAAUGGACAGACCACAGCAGGUGUUUUUAAAUGGUAAACUGGUUUUAAACACAGGGCUCCCACAAGGCUGUGUUUUAUCCCCCAUUCUGUUCUCUGCCUACACCAAUAACAUCACCUGUGUCAGGGAGGGAAUGAGUCUUUUUAAAUACGCUGAUGACAUGGCACUGGUGGCCCACAUGGACAGUAUGGAGGCUCUCACCCAGGACCAACUGCCAGUCGACGACCUAGUCACAAAUUUUAGUGAGAAAUCACUAGAACUAAACAUUUCAAAGACUAAGGAGUUGUGCUGUGUAGGAAGAGACAGAGCAGCAACUGCAUCUCAGCUUUUUAAACCUUUGUUUACUCAGGGAGAGCGGGUGGAACAGGUGGAGUGUCUUAAGUAUCUGGGGACACAGAUGGACACCUGCCUGUUCUUCCAAACACACUCGGACACAAUCUACAACAAAGCAUUCCAGUGCCUGCAUCUUCUCAGGAAGCUGUGUCACUCAUUGGAUCCAUUCUCACCUUCAAUAGCACAUCUUGGUACAACUCUCUCACUAACAAACAGAAAACAAAACUCUCUCAUAUCACAGAUCAACUGUCCCAUCUGUAUGAGCGCUCCGUUAUCAGGAAGGCCACCCUGAUUAGAGAGGAACCCUCUCAUCCCCUCCAUCAUUCAUUCAGUCUCCUCCCAUCAGGCAGGAGUUACAAAGUCCCGCUGGCCAGAAAAACAAUCUAUAAAAAUCCAUUCAUUCAAAAUUGCAAUAACAGCCCUCAACAGUAGAGGAAUUUCAGUGCACUGAUAAUGGUUCGCUAAUGCUGCUGGUCCUUUAUCUUUUAUGUGUCGAUGUGUGUUGCUUAUUUUACAUCCUGUGUAUUUUUUGGAUUCUUCGGUCCUUUUAUAAGUCUGUAAUAGCUUGCACGUGUAAAUGUUAUGUUGAUUUCUGUCAAAGAGGAAUUUCAGGUACCAUUUGGUUCAGACAAUAAAGUAUUUAUUCUUAAAAAAAAGAAGGAACAAAAAAAAAAAAAAAGAAAGAAAGACCUGACCAAACAGUUAGAUACAGUCUCUUAGCAAUUAGCUUCUGUCUAUUAGCAGUUAGCUCCUAUUAGCUCCUCACCGUCAGCUCAGACUCGAGUUACCGUUUGUUCAGUGCAGGGUGCAAGUGUCACACAGGAAGCCAAUGCAAAGACUUUAAAAUUGGUGUAAUGUGUGCUUUCUUGGGUUAUAACACUGGGUUAUGUCAUGAAUGAUGAAAUAACCCAUGGAGAUCAAAACUGUUUUCGUACCAGGCUGUAAACAUGUUUAUUUUAGCUGUAAAGAUGGGCAUUUUAACAUGAGACUCUGUGGAGAUUUGCUCUGUUUUGGAGCUAGCCCCAAGUGGCCAGUCGAUGAAUUGCAUUUUUUGGCACUUACGCAUGGGCCUCACUUGUCAGCCCUAGGGGUUGCCGCUUGGGUUUGCACGGACUGCAUUAAAACAGAUGUGUUUUUCAGUGGUGGGCAUUUGUCCUCUUGGAAUAAUUUCACAUAGCCUAUUUUUUGCACUUUUGUAGUCUCAAAUGUAUAAAAGAACAGUACAAGAGAAAUAAUUAUUAUUAAUGCCGUUAUUAUUGUUGGUAAGAUUUUGGACAUGAGUCAAAUAAAAACCUAUCGAAGCCAUACCCAAAUUAAAUCGAAAACUGUUCUUGUUCCAUUGUUAGUACAUGUCCAUACAUAGUCUUAUUUGAAAGGUAAUAGAAGCUGGGUUUCCAUUACCCUUAGAAAUGCGCAAAAUCUAAAUAGUGCAAUAGAAAACAGGUAAUGGACACAACUGAAUUUCGCAAAACCUCUCAAAUAUCACUAGAACAGUUUUACGCUCUCAUGAGGUGGUUUUUCAGAUGUGUCGAUACAGAUGUAUGUUGCAAAAGUGUAAUGGAAACACUUUUAGUGCAUUAACACGUCACGUGACCCCACUACGUCACCGGACGGGUUCUUUUCCAUCCGGUUUUACAGCGGCUGCCAUAUAACCAAAACAAAAUGACACGGUACGUGUGGACAGAGGAAACCGCUAUCAUCCGCUGCCUUCGUCUUUUGUUAAAAAUGGUCACGGCAACAGCAGUAGUAUGGAGCUUUAUCCCUAUCUUUAUUCAAGAGAGUGGUCUAUCAGUUUGAGAGCAUUAUUUAUUGAUUUCACGUUCAAAAACCCUGCCCUUGCACUCAAAUAGCCUCUGCUUGCACUUGGAUGUACUCUGUUUCUGCUCAAACUGUGUGCUCGCACUCAGAUACCAUGUUGCUCGCACUCAGAUACCAUGUUGCUCGCACUCAGAUACCAUGUUGCUCGCACAGAUUUCCUGCUUGAGCUUCAGCUUUUCUCCUCGCGCUCAAACUGUUUCUGUGUGCUCGCGGAGUUUCUGCUCUCAGAUUUCUGCCCUGCGCUUGGAUUUUUUUGUGUAACAACCCUGUUAAAAUCCCCCAACCAACAGAAUGCCAGAUUUACUGUUGACCAAUGAAAUGAUCCAUGCCUCCUUGUGGGCGCGCUCGCUUUAGCGCAUAUACACUGCUCAAAAAAAUAAAGGGAACACUUAAACAACACAAUGUAACUCCAAGUCAAUCACACUUCUGUGAAAUCAAACUGUCCACUUAAGAAGCAACACUGAUUGACAAUCAAUUUCACAUGCUGUUGUGCAAAUGGAAUAGACAACAGGUGGAAAUUAUAGGCAAUUAGCAAGACACCCCCAAUAAAGGAGUGGUUCU